AUACAUCAAAAGUGUCACAAUUAGUCAUAUCAUAAUACUCAUUACUCUCCAAGUACAUCAAUGAUCAAACCCAUUGGUCUAUCAAAACCCGACCCGUAAUUGGAAAAUUGGGCCUUGUCACAUGACUUAAAAGUUAAAACACUUUGACCCACUGGAACUAGAAAGCCUUCGUCCUUCUUGCCGCUUCAACGCCGCCGGUAAACCAAAAAUCGCGCCACAAAACAGCUCCGAGUAUCAUCGUCGUCGCUGCCUCAACAUCCCUAACUUACCGUCAAAGACCCUCAACUUUCGAUCCUUCCGGCAGUUUGUUCACUCGUUCCUACAGAUAAACCCACAGUAGUUAGAGAACUCAGAGAUGGAAGAAUCGCGCGAUGGAGACUGGACCCUCGUCGCUCGAAAACCCUAUUUCGGCCUCCCAACUGCUUGCCCAGUUUGCUUGCCCGUUUACAUCUACCUCAAGCUCGCUCGUUGCCCUUUCAAUCUGGAGAUCAAUUCCGCUUACCCGGAUUCAGAUCAAAUUCCUUACGUUGAGGGUGGAACUUAUGUGGCUUACAACAAUGAAAAGGGCGGGGUUAUACAACAAUUGAAGCAAGUUGGAGUUGUUGAUUUGGAUUCCGAAUUCAGUUCGUUGGCAGAAUGGGUAUCAAUGAAAGCAAUGAUGAGUUCAUGGCUCGCUGAUGCAAUCACGUAUGAGCUCUGGCUAGGAUCUGGUGAAAAUUCUGCCAAGCAGAUUUAUUAUUCGGAUCUUCCUUGGGUGAUAGGGAAGGUUCUUUUUGUUAAACAAGUUUACGAUGUUAAGCAGCGAUUUAAUAUAAGUAAACAAAAUGCCGAGAAGAAGGAAGAAGAGAUUUAUGAUCGAGCAAAAGCUGCGUACAGAGCUUUGUCUACAAUGUUGGGGGAACAAGAUUUUCUCUUUGAGAACAGGCCAACAAGCUUGGACGCAGACCUUGUCGGGCAUGUGCUUUUCACUCUUCAAGCUUUACCCGAAGACUCAGUUAUCCGGGCUGCUCUCUUAGAGCAUGGAAAUCUCGUAAGAUAUGCUGAAAGACACAAGAACGAUUUCCUGACUUCUGGUCAAUCAAGUGCUUCUGCUUCAAAUUUCCAGCCACCACCAUCAGCAGCUCAAGCAAGUUCAAGUUCGAAACCCAAGAGGAAACCUAAGAGGGAGAAGACGGAAGAGGAGAAGAGUUUCCAACGGAAGGCCAAGUACUUCAUCGGUGCACAGCUUGUUGCAGUUCUACUGUUUUUGUCUCUCUUAGGCAGUUCAUCCAAAGCAGACCUUGAUGAAGAUGAUGAGGAUUAAGUGACGAGUAAAACCUGGUUCCUUGUAUAAACAAUUUCAUCACCCUGUUUCGUCGUCUCAUUAGAUUUUGAUUUAGUCAUAAUCAUUUCUUUCUACCUCUUUGAUAUCACUUUCAGUCUUCAGAGAUCAUAGUUGCUAACAGUUUCCGGAGUAUGUUCUUCCAUUUUGUUUCGACAGACACCGAGUUAAUAAGAUGCUUAGUGAUUGGGAUUCAACUAGUGCCUGCUUCACUUGGCAAUAGUUCCCAUCAAUGUUCUGUGGAGCUUUAAGCCUUCUUUCUCAGCCUUAUUUCAUGCUUUGAAAGUGAAAGCUCAAAAAAGACAAGACUAUGGUGCAAAUUGUUGCAGCUUCUAUGGCCACUAGAUCAUUAACGUGUUUGAAUUACUACUAGUUGCUUCAUGUAUAGUUUUGCUGUGGCAAAAUAUAGCAGCUUAUGGUGACUGUAUAAUUUGUUUCUUAUAAGUGGCCAUAUUCGCAGGGCCAUUUCGCUAGUGGAGAUGGAUGACCUUAUCUAUGAACCAAGGGCCAGCCUUCAAAUUUUUGUGUGAUCAUUGGUAAGUGAAGACAAUGCAAUUAAGCUAAGUUUAAUUGGUUGAAUACCUUUACUUUCUAAUGAUUGAGUGGUAGUGCCAAAGUAGAAGCUUAGGACUACUACCAUAAUCAAUUAUGGUCUAGUAAGUGGAGAUGAUCUAGUCCGCUACAAUAGUACAAUGCAUAACAUUAUUGAUUUAACAUAUUCGAAUAAGAUAUAACACAUUUGUAUUAUCAAAUUAGUUUAAUUUAUUCAAUUUUUAUUACAUUUAAAAAAAAAUCUGAUAAAAUCGAAACUUUUGUGUGAUCAUUGGUAUGUGGAAGACAAUGCAAAUCAAUUAAGUUUAAUUGGUUGAACACCUGCACUUCCUAAUGAUGGAUUGACAGUGCCAAAUUGGAGCUUCCUAAUGAUUGAAGCCUAACACUAUUAUCAUUACCAAUUAUGGUCUCAACUGUUCUAAAUUCAUAAGAGAUUAUCUAGUUCGGUACAUUAAUCUUAUUGAAUUAACAUAUUCGAACAAGAUAUUGCACAUUUAAUUUUAUUACAUUAAAAAAAAAUGUAAACGAACUGAAAUUCGAAUUGAAUUAGAGUAGAAUACAAUUUGAUUCGAUUAAUCUUCAAUUUACUUUGAUUUACUCACAUUCCAACAAUUUGAUCAUAGGCAAAAAGCUCUAUUCUCACAAAAAAUUUGGGUUAUUAAACCACCUACUCUAGAAAAAGAAAAAAAAAUGUAAAUGAAGGAAAAACUACCCAUCAUCACAUAGCUCACAAAUUGCAUUCCUUUCCUCUACAAAGCUUAAUGCCCUGUUCACUUGCCAUUUCGUUUUCUGUUUUUCAGUGUCACAACAUAAAUCAGGAAAUAUAAUUGCAAAAACGUGUUCACGUAAGAUGUUUUGUUUUCGUUUAAUAAAAUGGGGAAGAAUGAAUGUGGAAGCUGGCAGAAACGAUAAAUACUCGUUUCUUGGAAUUAAUGGCACGGGUUUCUCCCCGUUGCCCAGCGGAGAAACACAACUGUUCAUUAAUGAGGCCGCGGGUUCGAGUCCCCCAACCCAUCUUUUUUUUGCAUUAUUUAUGUUUGGUUCUACACGCAGACAAAAGAUGCCGUUUUGGCAUUGAAAACACUACUAGCUACCUCCAUCGAUCUCCUUCCUCCAUCAAUCUCCUUCCUCCGCGCCAUACAAACGGCCACGCUGCGGGAGAAGAUCGGCCGUCGCAUCUCCUCCAGCGACCUCCAUCGAUCGGCCUCCUCUCCACUCGGCGAAGCCCGAUCGAGUUCCUGUGGCUGCUUGGAAACAAACGGCCGUCGCAUCCCACGAGAAGCUCGCAGACGAAGCUCGGCCGCCGCAUCUCCUCCAUCGAUCGACUUCCUCUCCACUCGACGAAGCCCGAUCAAGUUGUUGCCACCUGCAAAAGUUAUCUGAGGUAUUGAUGAAACCCUUAGCAAGAGAGAUGGAGUGGCGGGGAAAAUGCUGCUUCGUUCUGUUGGGUCUUAAUCCACCGGAGUAAAUCAAUCACUCUGAAAUUCUGAAUGGUCAAACCUAGGGUCAAUAAGCGACUAAUAGUUCUGGAUCUGGAGGGGUUGGGUUUAGCUCGCUUUUUUAUUUAUGUUGUUAAUCGCAUUAGCUAGAGCUCAGGGGAAUGUUUAGCCCAUCGUUUUGUGGCUUACAAUCCACGCCAUCAACCAACUUCUGUUAUAUGGUCAUGGUCAGUUGCUUAGGAUAGGAGUGAAGAGAGAAAAGUAUAUGUGCCAUCAUAAUCUACUUAUGUUGUACUAGUACUUAAUUAAUAUAAGAUGUUGUACUUGUAUUCUGUUUAUUUGUAGUUUAAAAACUAUGUAAUUCAAAUUAAAAAUUAUAAUCAUGUCUAGGGUUGUAUGAUAAUCAAGAAUCAGAAAACAGAAUGAAGCAACUAAACAGGUUUUCAUUUCAGAACUCAAUUUCAGAACUCACCAAAAUUCUCAGCUAAACAAGGUUUUUUCAGGUUUUGUUUUCCAAGAAAUGACAGCUUCGUUU
Molecule: messenger RNA, 3847 nt
Organism: Linum trigynum
Lineage: Eukaryota; Viridiplantae; Streptophyta; Magnoliopsida; Malpighiales; Linaceae
Source: the annotation of a GenBank genome assembly